AAGAAGAAGAAGAAGAUGAUGAAGAAGAAGAAGAAGAUGAAGAAGAAGAUGAAGAUGCAGAUGAGUGCCGUCGAUCUUAGAAUCACCGCACACUUCACUCAUUUUGGGCAGUCACGGGGCCAAAAACCAGAGUGUGGAGCCACAGUGUGGCGGUGGAGGCAGCAGCAAUGGGAGGCCAUACAGCACCCUAUGAAAAAAAAUGGAACCCACCAGCAGUGUGAGGAGACCUGAAAGUGGCACAUGGCAGAGUGUGGCGAUGGAGACAGCAG
Messenger RNA from Staurois parvus, 269 nucleotides. NCBI's taxonomy places the organism in Eukaryota, Metazoa, Chordata, Amphibia, Anura, Ranidae. The record is from the annotation of a GenBank genome assembly.